AGGGUAGCGGAGUGAGAAAGGGAUGACAAUUGAUAUUGAUCAGCAUACUGCAAGGCUACUGGUACGGCGCGGCAGAAACGAAGGAGAAAAGGCUGGAGCAGGUCGUCGACGUGGAAUUGCGAAUAAUCAGAUUGUGGCUGAAAAUUGCGGCCGGCAAAAGGAGAUACCUAAUUUGGAAUAAAAUGAUGGGAAGUGGACGGAUGUGCAUAUGGCGGCGAGGAGCAGGUUGACCUUGACUGGCUACCAUGCUUGUCUCCUCUCAAGCAAACCUCAAAGACCUAUUAGCUAAUCCAAACCCUCCAACAAUGCACGACGACAGCUGGCGCAUCCGUCGCACCCAAUCACAGCGCCCCGCCCUCCGCCUAGACAUUGGCCAUCCCAACGUCGCCCCAAACGUUCCCAAGAUUCGUCCACUCCCAGCCCCACCACCGUCGACGAUGACGACGACGACAACGACGACGAUGAGCAUCUUUAGCUCAGCAGCUUCGACACCGACAACCGCUGCUUCCUCCGCUUUUUCGCCCGUCCUCCGUCCCCUUCCACCCCCGCCACCGUUGCCGACAAUCAAACUGCCCCCAAUGACGCCCACGACGCCCACCAGAACGCGAGUCGCACCCCGUGGUAUGCGCACGAAGCGGUCCCGCUCAGAAAGCAGCAGUGCCCCACGAGCCCAGGCAGAACUUGCAUUUGAUGCCAAAGUCGGCUCAUGGGUCGUCGUUCCCAGUCGCCGUCCAACAGAGGUCGUCGUCGCCCCUCUCAACGUGCAAAAGCUCUCAGUGUCCAGAGGAGAGGUCGUGUUGUCUCGAAGUGCCAAGGGCAAAGGGAAGGGCAAGGCGCGUGCCGUUGACCAGAUGGAGUCGCUCUCAGAAAACGAGCCGCAUCCUCUACAGGGUUUGUCUCCUUAUUCCCGCUCUAUCUCGAGAAAGUCGCCUUCCUCCUACAGACCUUAUCCUCAUGCUCUUCCCCCCUUGCCUACCACAGACAACCCGCCCCCUCUCCCAAAAAAACCUACCCCCGACGUCAUCUACGAGUACGGCGCAGCUGACGACGUUCCCUCAGACACUUCUUCUACCUCUUCCACCGAGAACGAGCUCUACCGUUCUUACGUUGACGACGGCUUUGACCGUAGUCGCUCUCCCUCUCCCAUCCAAUAUGCUCGUCGCAAUUCCAUUGAGGGGCUCUACGAUGACGAUGACGACGAUGAUUAUCUCCUCCCUAGUAACAGGCGCAGGAACGCUGCCCGCAGUGCAAUUCUUGAACCACUUGUCUUCUCCGACAACCCUUCCCCCGUUGAUGCCUUUGACGAUUGGGACGUUGACGACCAUCCACGACGAGGCAGACAGUCCGAAAUCGGCCAUGGUUCUACUCAUUCUUUCACCUCCUUCACCCAGACCCGCGGUAGAGCUCGUUCUGCAGAGAGUGUCCUGCACUAUGUCGACAUGGAAAUAUCAUCUCCUCCUCACUUCACCUGGGAAGGAGAGGAGGAUACAACCAGAGGGCGUCCCAGGGACCGCAAGAAGGACAAGGAUAAGAAGGGCGCAUUUGGCUUAAGAAUAUUUGCUGAUUAGAGCGCAUUACAACUAAUUUUAUGCUUCGUACAUACAUACAUACUCAUACCCUCCUCGUACAUAGAUCAACAACCCCAACACCUCAUUUUGGCAUUUACAUUAUUGUUCGUCGACCUAGUCACCUACUCGACAUACGCCGCCUUCCUCCGGAAGCACUCCGCAAAUCAAAAUCAAAAUACGAAACACGAAAAUCCGGCAGAACAUUUCCGGUACAUACUUGAUGCGCCCCGCUGCGGCUUUUUCUUAGCUUCGACCUCCACAAC
This is a messenger RNA of Guyanagaster necrorhizus, 1831 nucleotides long. RefSeq lists its product as uncharacterized. NCBI's taxonomy places the organism in Eukaryota, Fungi, Basidiomycota, Agaricomycetes, Agaricales, Physalacriaceae. The coding region runs from base 246 to 1568 and encodes 440 amino acids. The transcript has 2 exons. The record is from RefSeq and is a predicted model, not a curated record.